AUGCCCACCGUGCUAUCAGCUCUCCAAAGAAGCGUCCACGGUGUGCUCUUGGGCAAAACCCAACGUCCAGACUGGAUAACACACGGUAUACCUGUAAACACUAAGUUGGAUUCUUUUCAAGUCCGCUUACCACAAGAACUUCAAACUUACAGCUUAGUUCUAAAUUCUUUAGCUUGCGAUGGACAAUAUUUGUAUUUAUUUACUUCCAAGGGGUUGUUUAAAAUAGGUAGCGGUUAUGGAAGUACCUUAAAAGGCCAUAUUUAUGUUUGGAAGCCUGAUUUUUAUCCCAAUGAUAACGGUACACUUGUUUUUUGCUCGGGCAACCUUUAUCUUAAACUUUGUGGCCGAAGAGGGGGUGAAUUUUUAAUUGUUGAAAGAAAUAAUCUGCUUAUAUCUGGAUCAGUUCCUCUGCAUAGCAGGGAUGCUACAGCUUCUGUAGUUUUCUCAGAUGGGGAAUAUUUGGGCACCAUAUCUCCUGCAAAAGACGAUGGUUUUGUGGUCCGCCUUUUAAAUCAAAAUACAGUACCAGCUUCAGUAGUAAGCGAGUUACCUUUAAAGUUAGCUAGAAAAUGCGUUGACGUUUUUGGAGCAGCCUCAUAUGAAGAAGAAGCUGGUGCGUACACUCUUAAUAUAGGUAGUGAAGAAGAGGUAGCCAUGAUUUGUGCUGGUAAAGAGUUUGGAUUGGUCAAAACAGUAAACGGAAAAGUAUUAUAUUGCGGGAAAGCAUCCGCCAUAGGAAUCAAACAAGUAGGCAUACGUAAUGGUAAAUGGAAUGAUUUACUGAUAACCAAAACACCCAAAAUAAAUCACAUUGCCAUGGGGCACGACGGCCUCCACGCUGUCUUGAUUACUGAAGAUGGGUCUGUAUUUUUCACCGGUACUGCUAAAAGAGGUGAGGAUGGAGAUCAAAGCAAAGUGCGAAGACAACCCAAACCAAUAAAACCCAAAAAAAUUAUUAAAGUGGAAGGGCAAUUUAUCGUAUCUGCUGCUUGUAAUAAUGGAACAACCGCUCUCAUUAACAAAGAGGGUAAACUGUUAAUGUUUGGUAAAGAUACGGCUCACGCUGAUCCAAAUACUGGUUUUAUUAAUUCCUUAAAGGAUGAAUUUAUAAGUCAAGUGGCACUUGGCAAGGCACAUGCCUUGGCUUUAACGAGUAAAGGACACAUUUUUUCUUUCGGUAUAAAUAACAAAUACCAAUGCGGGAGAGACUUUGUAAACUCGAAUAAAGAAGGUAGUACUACUAACGUUAUAGCGAUGGAGACCUGUGGAAUACAGGAGGAAAAUGAGAUUUACGAGGAACCGGAAGAAAACGAUAAAGGGAAUAAUCUGGUUGAGCCGGAUGAAAAUGUUUUAGAGCAACAGAAAAAUAUGUGCCCCUCUGGAAUGCACUUGUGGCACGAUGAUAUGUGUAUGAUUUGCACUGUUUGUAGGGAAUGCACGGGAUAUUCAAUAAGUUGUUUAUCAUCGAUCAGUUCCGAUAGAAAUCCUGGAGAGGAAUGUGGCUGUGGUGAGGGCGAUAGUGGUUGCUCUAUCUGCGGGUGCUGCCGUAUUUGCGCAAGAGAAGUAGUUGAUAACUCAGAAUUAGCAGAUCUGGCUGGAAUGAUGAGAUUAGACUUGAUAUUCAGAGAUAAAAUGCUUAUACCGCCGAGGCAGAGGACUAAACUUCAAGAACAAUUGCAGACUCGUUUGGAAGAACGGAAAAAUAGAAGCCGCAAAUCACCAGCCAGUUCAAGUAAGCCAUCAGUUAAAAAAGGAUGCUCAAAAGUUCCAACAUCACCUUCAUCUACUCAUAGAUCAAAUAACUCGGUUAAAAAAUCCAAUAUGCUUGGAGUGGUUAAAGAACAAUCCAGUUCAGAUGUGGAAAGAGAUACCACAAGGGUUGCUUCGUUAUCCCCUGCCAAAGUCCCAUUACCAUCAGACAUUCCAGUAAUUCAAAUAGCAUGUGGACUUCACCAUAGUGUUUUACUUUUGCAAAAUGGACAGGUUUACACUUUUGGAUCGAACAUAUACGGUCAGCUGGGUUGUGGUGAUAUUUUGGCUAAAAGUGGAUUACAACAAGUAAAAUUACCAGCACCUACAGUGCAAAUAGCUGCUGGUAGCAAUCAUACAGUUAUUUUGACUUCUAAGGGUGAAGUUUACACUUUUGGCAACUAUCAGAAAGGACAAUUGUGCAGAAACUCGUCGCAAUUCUCUCAGGAUGCUUCCCAACCUGGUCAAAGUAGCAGUUCUAGGUAUAUAAAUCCUAGGACGCCUUGGUAUAGCGUACCGGCUUCUAUUCCAAAUAUAGGGGCUGUAUAUGGAAGAAGAGCUACUUGGGUUGGUGCUUCAGGUGACCAAACUUUUCUUAAAAUUGAUGAAAGUCUCAUUAACUCUGUUAGUAUUGCAAAAUCUACAGUAACAGCCAACAAACAUUCAAUUGUUUUUACACCAACUCAGGAAGAAAAUGCACGUAAUUUUAAAUGCCUAGUCAUCAAUAAAAAAGAUGGUAAUUGUAACUUCUUCAAAGGCAAAGAUCAAAUGGAUUUUUUUAACAGCAUUGUGUGUAUGGAUCCUAUUUACAAUGUAAUAUGGGCCUACAACUCGGAAACUCACGAAUUAUCUGUUUUCAACAUAAUAUUCUCCGAAUUGCAAGUCAAGAAUGUCGUAAAAACAUCCAACAACAAAUAUUUGACCAACAUAAAAAAUGUUUCAAACUGCAUGCCAGAAACUGAAAACAAAGUCAACAUUACAGCUGUUUUGUCUCCAGAGUUGGCUUUGCCAGUCUUAAAUAAUUGUUAUAUAACCAGAUUUCAAGCUGCGAUUAAUCUUUUGUGUUGUUUGGACACUUUAACAACAGCACAUGAAUUGAAAAUAACUGCGGUACCUGAAGAUGUUAGUGAUAUGCAAUUGGUGACAGGAAAACAGUAUUCAAAGGAGGAUUUCCAAAGCGUUAAUCGAUUUGAGUCGCAUGGUGGAGGAUGGGGGUACUCUGGACACAGCAUCGAAGCUAUAAGAUUUAUGGCAGAUACAGACAUUCUUCUGGGUGGUUUUGGUUUGUUUGGAGGUCGUGGUGAAUAUACCGCUAAGAUUAAACUAAUGGAUAUAGGACCAGAUGGUGGUGAACAAGAAGGUGAUGGAGAUUUGUUGGCUGAAACCGAAGAAGUGCCCUAUGAAUGUGGACCUAGGCAAAAGUAUCCCAUGCUUUUUGAUGAACCACUACAACUACAAGCCCAUCGUUGGUACGUUGCUUGGUGCCGUAUUAGCGGUCCCAGCAGCGACUGUGGAUCUUCAGGCCAAACUAUGGUUACUACUGAAGAUCAGGUGCUCUUCUACUUUAAAUCGUCCAAAAAGUCAAAUAACGGAACCGAUGUUAAUGCAGGGCAAAUUCCCCAGCUUCUUUAUAAAAUCAUAACACCAGAGAAUAAAUCAUUACCAAGGCAAAUGGAUAUUUUGGAGCCGGUUCAUAUGCUUACCAAAGAUUUUUCUCGUACUGUUACGAAAGAAUGUUUCCAGAGUUUGCUAUCUUUACUGCAGUGGUCUUGGAAUACUUUUAAGUGGGGUGUUGUUGAAGGACAAUCCAGUAAGAAUAUGUAUACUACAUUAGAACUAGAAAAAUUAGUUUAUAUAAGCAAAGCAAGUUUAAGAUUAAUUCGUACCUAUAUCAAUGAAAUCUACCCAAAUCAGGUCAACAAAAGAUUGCCUCUAGAAAACGUUCAUUUGGCUGAAAGUAUUGGAGACGUAAGGCAACUUUUAAAACAAAUUUUGUCCGAUAACAUACCAAGCAACCUUCAAAACAAAAAAUCUAGUAAAAGCAAAAAUUUCGCGUACACAAUGAUGAAUAGUUUACUGGACGAAUGCCAUGGUACCUUUGUAGCCUGCUAUCACGCUUUUUAUCCAACCUCUUAUUUAAAAUGGAUAAGUCUAUGCGAUCUUCUGGAUGAUUCAGAUAAGGAUCAAAGAAUUAACAAUCAAAGGCUUUUGAGUGCUGUUCUGUGCGCUCUCUGUGGUCCAAGUGUAAGAUUGAGAAGCACUUUCCCUUUACUUGGUCACAACGUCAGUUCCGAUGGUUCAUUCCACCGCGGUUUAAGUCCUUCAGAUAACACAGGUCUACCAAUGAUGAGUGUGUCGGAUUCCCAUCACUAUCCGAUUUUAGUUGAGCAAAUGAGCUACAAAAGCCAGAUGGAAUCUAGUGGAAAUACAACAAACUGGCAGUGGAAAGAAAUCCUCAAUCACUUAAUCAAAAUAAUAUCUGAACCGGUGAUCAAAAGAUUACACAAAAACAAAAAUUUACCACUACACAGCUUGACUAAGCACUGUUGUCAUUUGCUCGCGAGAGUUGUGGCUGAAUUGGUGCACCAAUGCAGCGUUGCUGAGGAUGACGUUCAAGGAGCUUGCGGCAGGACUUUGCACAUGACUCCUUCGAGAUUUACGAGAACGAACCAAUCACGAACGUGGAAUACCGGAAACGGAUCACCGGAUGCUGUUUGUUUCCAAGUUGAUCAUCCUGGAGUUACAAUCGUUGGUGUUGGGAUUUAUGGGGGAAUUGGGCAUUAUGAGUACGAAGUAGAAUUGUUGGAAGAUCAAAGUUCCGUAAGCAACUCUGAAAGUCAUGCUCAUACACAUCGUUGGAGUACAUUGGAAUCUGUUAGAGGGUCAUUUGGACCUGAAGAUUUUGCCCCGGAAGUUAUUGAAAUUAAGUUUGAGCGAUCUAUCCCCAUCAAAGAACAUGUAAAAUACGCAUUAAGACUACGUAAUCAUGGAGGAAGAACCAACAAUGGUGAUGGCGGACUUAAUUUUGUCAAAGGUUCAGAUAAUACUACUUUUACAUUUUCCACUUGUCCCUUAAGUUUUAAUGGAACAACAUUGACAAGGGGACAAUUACCUAUUGUAUUGUAUUAUAGUAAACCAAUUGAGUGCGGAAGACCAUCAACAACAAAACUGGAAUACCAAGCAAGGAAAUCUGCACUAUCAAUUGCUAGUAUUAUAAUUCAAAAUACUUGCAAGUUAAUGGUUUUGGCACGCGAAAAAGCCGAAGAAAUACCUUCUGCAGACAUACUAAGCAACUCCUGCAUUGUAUCCACUCUUUUACCUUUGGUGUUGGCAUACUUAAGCCCACUGGCUUCUAGCGAUUCGAGAAGUUCCGUUUAUAUUUUAAAUUUGAUUCAAGAAUUAUUGCCCCAUGUUGCCGCUUUGAAUUUGGUGAAUCAUAACACGAAAUCGUCCAUAUCUUCUAGUAUUUUAACCUAUCAAGACUUAGAAUUUAAGACUAAUACAACCAGUAACCAUUAUACUUGGGUACAAAGUGACCAUCCUUAUAAACCUGCAACAGUAUACAACUUUAGAGUUAAGCUUCAGGAUAGUGUAAAAUGGAUGUCGAUAGAAUUUGACCAACUGUGUGCCACUGUCCAACCAGAAGAUUCUUUACAACUGUACGUCCCAUCGUUAGAACACGUGAUUAGUAAGCAAGAUCUUUCCAAAAUUGCAGAAAUUUAUGAUGAAGACACUUCUCCCUUACCCUACUGGCCGGUUUUGCGUAAAUUCAGCAGCAACAUUCUCUGGCCGACAAAAUCUGUAAUAUUGCCAGGCAACGAGGUCAUUUUCUCAUUGGAAACGGCAUCAGAUUACCUUAAAGACGACAGGGCGAGUUCGUAUGGCUUUAAAUGUUUGGUGGUGGGUUAUGAAUGGCCUAUGGAUGUCAAACAAGGUUCCAUGCACGGAUUAAAACAUUUGGAGGCUGAACUCUCUUUUCUUGGUGGAAUGUGUGCUGCCAGUUUGAUGAAAAAGGAUUUAAUACUACCUUUAUCUGGAGAUGAAGGUGAUAUUGACAUCGAAAUGGCAGAAGCAGUAACAGCUUUGACGUUUAAAAAGCAUUCUUCUCUUUUAUCAAAAGGACUUUCUUUAAAUAGCGCUCCCACUAUUACUCAGGCGUUAGAUGGACUUCUGCCUUACAGUGUUCAUUCAAAUGAAAGACUUUUCCUGAGAGAUUUCGUGAAUUGCGUUGCGGGAUCCAGUGGCGGACGUCUGGCCCAAUGGCUUCAACCCGGGAGCAGAGUCGACUCGUCAAAAUGCCAGGUUUUAUAUUCCCGAGAAGAUUUAAGAUGCGGAUGGCCUGCUAUCAUCACUAUAGUAACCAGAGACCAAUACUCUGAUUUGGUACACGUACCAAACAUGAAGGUUGACGUAAAAGCAACACCAAUUGAUAAAAUGGAACUUGGAGAUGAUAGCGGUAGAAAAAUGAGGAGAGUCAGUCAACCCGAUCCUUUGACUUUUGGAGGUCUUCCUCCUCCUCCUUUACAUCAUCCAUAUGAACCAACAAUAAAAGAAAAAAUGUGUUUCCAUUCUAUUACAGUCAUGAAGCCAUAUCAAAAUUACUCGUUCGAAGAGUUACGCUAUAUCUCACCUCCAGUGAAAAGGUUUAGUGAAAACAUGUUGGUAAGACCAAAUUGCGAUGGUACUUACAGCGCUACCUGGACCCCAGCAUCAGUAGGUUGCUACUCCAUUGUUGUCAAUAUUGAUGGUUACGAAAUGGAAGAGAUAUUUAAAGUGGAAGUGGUAGAACCUCCCCAAGGCAUGACGCCACCAAAUCAAAAUUUGGCCAAGAAAACAAGUCAUCAACCAAACAAACUAAGAAAGUUUGUUGCUAAAUAUUCUGCCGGGCUUAGAGUCAGAGCUCAUCCUUCAUUACAAAGCGAACAAAUUGGAAUAGUACACGUAAAUGGAACCAUAGCAUUUAUAGAUGAAAUUCAUAAUGAUGAUGGAGUUUGGUUGAGACUAUCAGCAGAUACAAUACGACAAUACUGCAAUGACGCAUUUGUAGAAGCUUGGUGUCUACAAUACAACCAACAUUUAGGUAAAACUUUACUUCUGCCUGUCCAAGAACCCAAAACCGUAUUGGACCAAGUUAUAUCCGAUGCCAUAAUGAGAAAUACUCCACAGAUAACCAGACCAAAAUCCAACUGCACCAAAUACCAAGUUAUAAAAUGCGGAGCUUCCGGACACAACAUAAGAAGCCAUCCAAGCCUCAAAGCUCCUCCUAUAGGUAUGCUUAUUCUGGGCAACAAAAUAGGGGUUAAAGAAUAUAUAGUCAACUCGGACGGUUGUUGGGUCUUGCUGGACCAAGCGACCAAAGACCAAUACUGUUUUAACACUGAAGGGGAUGCGUGGUCUUUGGCGAUGGGCCACAAUAAUGUUCUGUACUUGGGAAACCUCAUAGAACAAUUAGCGGCAGGACAAAUACCUGCUAGGUCGCCGGAAUCGCUCCAUUUAUUGAAGAGGGGUUUUGAUUUUUCGCAAAAACCUGUAGAAUCGAGUUUUUCCUUUGCAGAUUCUUCCAAUGAACUGUCAGAGGAACCGGUGUCGACGAAUCCUUUUGUUUUUGGUGAAAAUUAUCGACCUGGGUCACCAAAAUUUCCCAAAAGGGAAAACACAGAUAGUAGUGGCAUUCAGAAGUGGUUCAAAGUAGAGGAAUCCAAAAGCGAUUUUGUUGGAAACAAGGACAAAAAAUACGUUUUAGAGCAGCAAGGAUCCAAUGGUAAUGGAUCUACGCCACCUGAUACUCCUAAACAUAAAAGUGGGGGUUACUCGCCAAAAAAGUCGAGUUUUUCAUUGAGAAGGGACAGCAGUUCUUCUGAGGGUCCUUGGGAGGUACCAACACCUUCAAGAGGUUCAUUUUCCUCCCCGAAGAAACCAUCAGAAGAAGAUCCAAAUUUCAGAAAACUAACGCAAACAGGCACUCAGACUUCUCCUGAAAACGUAAAUAAUUCACCAAUUAAAGGGCAUUUUUCAAUAGGAACACUUUGCAAAGAAGAGAAGGUAUCUCCAAAAUUAUCUAGAAAAGAUCGCGUUGGUGGUAAAGUUCGACCAAAAAGAGUUAUUUCGCCAGCAAAUGUUCACAAUGUGCCCAGCAAAGCAAGCUUUCCCAGCAGUGAAGUUGCAAAGGAGGCAAUGAGUCCAACUGUUGCAGAAUCUUUAAGGGCUACGUUUGCUGCUUUCCUUUGGCAUGAAGGAAUUGUUCAUGAUGCUAUGGCCUGCGCCUCAUUCCUCAAAUUCCACCCUACUCUUCCCAAACAAGGAGCUUUAGUUGUAACCAGACAUCAAGAAUUUCCUGUAGAUAAACGUAAGCAGGCCCUUACCAAAGAAGAAAAAGCCCGUCAACGUCAUUCCGUCGAAGUUAGUAAUGCAGAUCACUACUUACACAUCAAACCAUCCACUUUGGAAGCGCUUACUAGAUCGGCUGCAAACGCUAGCGCCAAUAGAAACAGAAAGAAGAUGCCCGAUGGAGUAAUUAAGGAAGAAACAGAGCAGGUGUAUCAAACCAAAUCGAUACUGCCACCUGCUUUAAAGUCGCUGGUUAUUUUGUGGGAAGAGCUGACUUCUCAAUGUUUGCAAGCCAUUUCUCAGCAAUUGAUCGAGACUAAUAGCGAAAAACAGAAGAGAAAUGAGAAGAAUGAAAGUGAUAAUAAUGAUGCAAGAGGUAAGAAUCUUGUGUUGGAAAGGGAGAGCAGAAGGAAUAGAAAGAAAAAAGUGCCAUCCAGAAACUAUUUAGAAGAUAUUGGUUUAUCCAGCUAUUUACAUCAAUCUGAUGGAGAUACACCGUGUGAGUUGUGUGGAGACUUUUUUCCUCAUCCGGUAACAUACCAUAUGCACCAAGCCCACCCAGGUUGUGGAAUACAUGCAAAUGGUAAAGGAUAUAAUUCUGGAGGAAACUAUUGUCUAGGUUGGGCAGGAAAUUGUGGCGACGGAGGCACACCUGGUAGUUCAUGGUAUCUUAUGUGCGAAAAUUGUCGUGAUAAGUAUAUAAAGUCCAUACGUCCGGGAAAACAUAGGAAAAAUAGAGCACUACAUCGCAGAAAGGCUGAAGAAAUGAAGCUUCUCUCAACACCGGGUCCAAUAUUGGAACCCCAUUUAAUUAUUAAAAAUAACGCAAUGUUUUUAUUGGAUCUCGCCAGUUCAGCGGACACUAAUAUUGGUAGUCAAAUAAGAAACUCUACAAGUUUAAUGCCAUCUGUAUCUGAAAACCAUUCGCCGCCUGAUGCUACCGGACCUUUUGCGCCUGUCCCACCCUUCCAAUGUUUACAAGCAUUAGAAGCUAACUUAAGCAAAGAUGAACCAUCGUUCUACGAAGAGGUUUUAAGACAACAGAUUACUCCGACUGGGUUUAACUCUGGACUAUCCAACUACCCUCAAAGGCCUCUAUCAGAUAUAUCGGAUAACCUUAACUUUAACAAAGGCUUAAGAUUCCAUAGGUCAGUUUCUAUGGGGACAAAUGGUAUUCCUUGGUGUAAAGGCGGCCUUGAUGGUAGAGUUAUUAUGAUGAGAAAAAGAAACAAUAGCAGCAGUGAAAUUGUUAAUGAUGGAGGCACAUCUUUGCUCUGUAAUCCGUCAUCAGCCCUUCAAAAGUUGGUUCCAAAGAAAGAUACAUCAAAUGAUAAAUUGGCCGUGGAACCGCUUAAUUUGGAAAUAAGUCCAUUAAUGGAGAGACCAGUUUUACAAUUCCUUUUUGAAAAUCACGAUUUAGAGUCCAUGCAACUAGCAAUGAAACACGCUUUAAGGAAAGCAAUGUGUAGGGUGUAUGCAAUGCAAGCUCUUAACUGGUUAUUGCAUUCUGUUACACAACCAAUCUGCCUACACGAUCUUUUGUGGUGGUUUGUUACAUCACUUACUCCCGUAAAUAUAGAAACAGAGUGCGAAGAGGAUAACAGACCACUAAAAAAAGUUGAAGAUCUGGAUACCUACGUAUGCGAGCACCCCCUCUCAGAUCUAAAAAUUGCUGGUGAUUCCGUACAUCCAUUGCCCAGUACUUUCCACGCCCUUCUGCAGACUAUCGCAGACAUUAUGGUUCUUCUCCCUAUUGGUUCAUCUUUACAGCAAAUGGCAGUGCGUUGCUGGGGACUGAAAUUUGAACCAUCUGACCACAGUUUUUUGCAUAGAUCACAAGUUUUCAGCAACAUCAGCAAAAUUUUGUCUAGAAGCGAAGAAAUGGAGGACUGCACUUUGUCCAUGCAUGAAAGUCAUCAGCAUCUAUCGCAAAGUAACAACAUUGUGGAAUCGCUGAAAGAUUUAACAUCCUCUGUGGACAUUAAGGCUUCGAGUAGACAAGCUAUGGUGGGUAGUUUGACUGAUAAUUCUACUGAAACGUUCUGGGAAUCCGGUGAUGAAGAUCGAAAUAAAACUAAGAGUAUUACGAUUAUUUGUCCUCAAGGAUGUCAUCCAUAUAUUGUUUGUGUACAUAUCGAUAAUUGCAGAGAUUUGGGCAAUAAAGUGUCCACUAUUAUUUUUUACUCUGGAGCAAACGCUGAUGAAGUAUUAAAAAUUCGUACUAUGGAAGUUGAAACAAGAAUUUUAGGAGGGUGGUUUAAUUGCUUGAUACCAAAUGUAAAUGAUAACGUCAUUAGAUUGGAAUUUAAAGGGCCAGACAAUUCCGUCAGGAUCCGGCAGAUUAAAAUUCUUGGCAAACUUGAAGCUGAGACUUUAAAAGUAGGAAAGCAGUACAGCGCUUUAACGAUUCAGCAAAGAAACUGCGAAAGUGAAACCCUUAGAGUCUUUAGAUUGAUAACAUCUCAGGUUUUCGGAAAAUUACUCCUUGGUGAAGAAGGAGCUGUGAGUAGUGACAGUGGUUCUAUUAUAAAUAAUGAAUUUCCUGAUGGUAUUGAAGAAAAUAACGACUUAAGAGAGCAUAUGGUUGGAAUUUUAUUCAGCAGAAGCAAAUUGACGCAUUUGCAAAAGCAAGUUAUUGUACACAUAGUUGCAGCAAUACGUAAAGAGACGGAAAGGGUGCACGAAGAAUGGAGAACAAUGCUGUCCUCCGAUUUCUCUAAUCAAAGUUUGGAGAUCAGCAAAAGUUCUGAUACUUACUGUUUCGAAAUGUUGUCAAUGGUUUUGGCUUUGUCAGGAAGCAGUGUGGGGCGAUUCUAUCUGUCACAGCAAAGCGGUUUACUUUGCGACGUUUUAAAUUUAUUGCAUACAGGCAGUGCCAGGGUACAGAGACAGGUUACGUCUUUACUACGUAGAAUGUUACCAGAAAUUUCUCCGGAAACUUUUGCUAAAGUAACAGGCGUUGUUUAUUUGCCGCCGAAAGAUUUUAGUAUUAUUUCUGUGACCAGUAAGGAAGCCAGUUCGUCAAGUAAUAAUAGGUCUGGAAUACUAGAUGUUUUUUUGAGCAUCAUAGCUAAAGCUUUGACUUUGCAAGUUAAAGUAAAGAGUAAAAAUGGCGGUGGUUCAAACUUGAAGGAAGUAAGCACGGUGACUCUUGCUUCAUCUAUAUCGCCACGGGAUAAUUUGGGAAGUCAGUGGAGGCUUAAAGGAUAUGUUAAUAGAAAAUUGGCGGAAGUUAUCAUAAACCUUAUAAAGGAUAUGGCAUCUGGAAAACUAUCUGAAAGUUGGGCAAAUAUAACCAAAGGAGCUAUUGCCGAAAAUAUUUUGCAUCUUACUCAGUUAACUGAAGAAGAAAGAGUACCAAGUGUAUGUGUUAAAACACCUACGUUAUGGUUGGCUUUAGCAUCAUUGUGCGUUUUGGAUAAAGAUCAUGUGGAGAGAUUAUCUUCAGGUCAAUGGAGUAAUGCAGAAGGUCCUUCGCCGCCUCGUCCAACUUGCACCAAUCACGAUGACGGAGAAACCAACGCAGUCAUACAGUGCAAUACAUGCGGAAACUUGUGCCCGGAUUGCGAUCGAUUUUUGCACUUGCACCGAAAAACCAGAAAUCACCAAAGACAAGUGUGUAAGGAAGAGGAGGAAGCCAUUAAGGUCGAACUACACGAGGGCUGUGGACGUACUAAGUUGUUCUGGCUUUUGGCGUUGGCGGAUUCGAGGACUCUUAAGGCUCUUGUGGAAUACCGUGAUGGAGGUACACGUACUAAAGCUGCUGGUAUAAGUGGAAUAUGUCGUUUUUGUGGAACAAGUGGAAAUUCAGGGAUAUUGGCUAUCGGGAAUAUAUGUGCUGAUCAGGAAUGUCAAGAAUUUGGAAAAUAUGCUUGUCAAAAAUUGCUUAGCUGCGGACAUAUGUGCGGUGGUGUUCUAGGAGAGAAAAACUGUUUACCUUGUCUUCAUGGCUGUUCAAAGGAGUCUAACUUAAAGCAGGAUUCAGAUGAUAUGUGUAUGAUUUGCUUUACUGAAGCGUUGUCUUGUGCUCCAGCUAUACAAUUGAAAUGUGGACACGUUUUUCACUCACACUGUUCCAAGGCUGUGCUAAUGAAGAGAUGGAAUGGUCCAAGAAUAACUUUUUCAUUCUCUUUAUGCCCAAUUUGCAAAGUUGAAAUGGAUCAUGAUACUUUGGAAGAGUUUUUAGUACCAGUAAGAGAAUUGUACACCGAUGUUCAUAGAAAGGCACUUAUGAGACUCGAGUACGAAGGAUUACACACCGUUGAAGCUAUAGUGACCUCCGGUGCCAGAUUCUUUAAUGAUCCAGCUGCAUAUGCCAUGGAUAGAUAUGCGUAUUAUGUUUGUUAUAAAUGCAACAAAGCUUAUUAUGGAGGCGAAGCUCGUUGUGACGCUGAAAUGGGUGAAAACUACGACCCGACAGAGCUUGUUUGUGGAGCUUGCUCUGAUGUAGCAAGGGCCCAAAUGUGUCCCAAACAUGGCACUGACUUCUUGGAGUACAAGUGUCGUUACUGCUGUUCUGUGGCCGUGUUCUUUUGUUUUGGAACGACGCACUUUUGCAAUUCUUGCCACGACGAUUUUCAAAGGGUUACCAAUAUGACAAAGGACGAGUUGCCAAUCUGUCCUGCAGGUCCAAAAGCGAGGCAGAUGGAAGGGGACGAGUGUCCUUUGCAUAUUAAGCAUCCUCCCACUGGAGAAGAGUUUGCUUUAGGUUGCGGAAUUUGUAGAAAUGCUCAUACUUUUUAAAUGAAGUAAUAAUAAAUGUUAUACAAUUGUGUAACUGUAUCCAAUAAGUAUUUAUUGUAUAAUUUAAAUUACACUGAGCAACAAUUAUAAAAAAUUACGGGGAUGCAGUUUGGGUGGUCGAUAGUACUAUUUUUGUAAAACAAAAUCUUUAAUGUAUUGGAA
This is a messenger RNA of Brassicogethes aeneus, 12981 nucleotides long. The record is from the annotation of a GenBank genome assembly. Lineage: Eukaryota; Metazoa; Arthropoda; Insecta; Coleoptera; Nitidulidae.